Molecule: messenger RNA, 1493 nt
Organism: Lytechinus variegatus (green sea urchin)
Lineage: Eukaryota; Metazoa; Echinodermata; Echinoidea; Temnopleuroida; Toxopneustidae
Product: carbohydrate sulfotransferase 3-like
Exons: 1
Coding region: 73-1248 (391 amino acids)
Biological process (GO): N-acetylglucosamine metabolic process; sulfur compound metabolic process
Molecular function (GO): N-acetylglucosamine 6-O-sulfotransferase activity
Source: RefSeq, a predicted model, not a curated record
UUGAUUGUAAUCCUCAAUACAGUUUCUGGUGAUCAGCUUGUGGUUUGGUUGAGGUUGGCUCCUAUAGCAAUCAUGGCCCUGUAUCCUCUCUGCAGAUCAAAUAUGCUGACUUGUACAUGCAUGACAUUGUUAAUAUUGGUUGUUUUGGAGGUGAGCCUAUCGAUUGUUUGCGUUUUAUUCAGAAAACAAAACAUGGAAAACCCUGCCUACUAUAUAGAAGAAAUUCCAGUAAUUAAAGCCGGAAUCGGUGAUGUCAGAACAAUGGCACUUGAUAAACCGAACGAACACCCUCCCUUCCUUGUUCUAAUGGCGCAAUGGCGCACAGGGUCCACUCUGCUCGGGCAGCUUUUCAAUCAGAAUCCAGAACUCUUCUACAUCUUCGAGCCACUCUGGCCAGUAACGAAGUUAGGGAAAUUCAAGAAUGUGACUGAAUGUAAAGAAAUAUCUAGAAAUAUUAUUCGUGGAUUCGCCAAGUGUGAGUUUCAACCUAACUUUGUGAAGGUCUUACGUAGCUGGGGAGGUGUUCCCCACAAUAAAGGUCUAUGCUUGAAUACUAGAUCUUGUAGAAUGGAUUCCGCGGAAGUCCUCGGGAACUUCUGCAAGUCAUUUAAAGGCAGACUUGCCACAAAGCUCAUUCGCGCUGAUCUAGAGCUUCUGAAGCCGCUGGUUGUUGAGGAUGAAAUUAAUCUUAGAAUCAUUCAUCUCGUACGUGAUCCCCGGGGGGUUUCUGCAUCAAGAAUCCAUUACUUGGAACACGUGAAAACGGAUAUUGUGGCAAAAGUGCGGCAGUUCUUUCCUCAUUCAGGACGUCUCAUGCCCCUUGGUCUCUUCGAUAACGAUGCCAUGCCUAAAUAUAUGCGUGACUUCCGGAAAAAGUACAGUAGGCCUAUGGGCAAUCCAACAGUUCAAGAGCUAUGCAGAUGGAUGAGGGAAAACACUUUUUCUUCAGCCUCUCUGCCUCUAUGGUUACGCGGACGAUACCUUUUAAUCAAGUAUGAGGACUUUGCCGAGUCACCAUUGACAGAAACGCAAAGGAUCUACGAUUUCAUAGGGAUGCCUCUUACACGAGAUCUCAAGAGAUUUGUCAACGAGACUACCCAUCCUAAAUUCAGCGACACCAAUACAUUUGGAACUUCUAAGAAUUCGAAAAAUACAGCAAAACAGUGGAUGAACGACCUUACUGUACUUGAAGAGAGGCAAAUCCUACAAGAAUGUUUGGAUGUUCUUCAGCUUCUGGGAUACGCAUAAAACUCAACAGAAAAACCCGCGAGCAUGUUGAGAGUGGUAUAUAGUACUGUUGUGAGCUUAUAACGAAAAUGUUAUAUUAUGUCAACAAAAUUUUACAAAUAGGAAUUAUUUUCGACUCCUUUGAGGCUUGUGUCCGGCUAGUGACCUUCAAAUAUGAUUUAAAAAUGACAUACUUUUGGUAGAUUUGGAAACAGUUUUUGGCUCUCCUGUAAAUUUGAGGUGGGGGACGAUUCCCCCCUUAUUUU